AUGAGUUCGCAAAAAGAUGGGCCUAACAGCUCAGGAAAACUGCCCUUUCGCGCCUCCUUCGUCGAAUUAAUGGGCCUCAAACGCCUCGACUCGCCCAGCACUCCGGACGCGCCAGAGAAGGUCGAGAGGUUCCAAUCUCUCGCGGCACCGUACCCUCCUGGCAUGGGCGGAAUGGCAUUUGGCGGGCACGUCUACGCUCAGUCCGCAUAUGCAGCGUCGAAAACCGUCGACAAGGGGUUUGUAAUACACGACAUGACGGGCACGUUCAUUCUACCAGGCCUACUAGACGUCCCGUAUGUGUAUACAGUUCGCCACACACGAGAUGGGAGCAUGUACUGUACGCGGGCUGUCGACGCACGACAGAACGGCAAGAUCUGCUUCUCGUGUUUGUGCUCGUUCAAGCGCCCUGAGGGACCACAGACGUUCCACCAUCAGCCAGCCCCGGUACAGGAGCGCUUCGGGUCGCUUCUUGCCGGGAAGAAGCCAGAGGAUCAUUUGGCUAGUCCCAGCGUGGAUGCGGACUGGUGGAUCGAACAGGUUCAGCGGGGGGAUAUUACUGAGCCAGAGUUUCCGGGGCUUGAUGUGAGAAAGGUGGAUAUGGCGAGCUACAAUGCCACGGAGGAGGUGAAGCAGAGUCCGGAAAAGUAUCGUCAGUUGACGCUAUACGCCCUCAAGGGGUCACCGCAGGACUCAGAUGCUGCGUUGAGCAAGCAAGACCUCGAAGCCAGAGACAAGACAGGCGAGUUCGAUAACCUCUAUGCCUGUGCGCACAUGUAUGCGAGCGACAAGAACUCGCUCUUAUUGAUACCACGUGCUUUGGGCCACAAGACCUGGUCUGCAAUGGCCAGUUUAACGCUGACGGUGGUCUUCCAUCACCAUGGUGAAGCGCUGAGGAUGAUUGACUGGGACGUAGGGCAAGAAGAGAAUGGACAGAGUUUGCCCAGGAAAUGGUUUAUCCAGGAAGGCUGGACGCCUACGUCUGGAGAGAAUAGAGCUAUCCAUGAGAGCUAUCUGUGGAGCCCAGAAGGGGUAUUGCUCGCCACCAGUUAUCAGGAUAGCUUGCUCAGGCUGAAGAAACCGGGUCAUGGGAAACUAUAG
This is a messenger RNA of Aspergillus lentulus, 1098 nucleotides long. Its product is annotated as acyl-CoA thioesterase. Gene Ontology annotation, biological process: acyl-CoA metabolic process; fatty acid catabolic process. The record is from RefSeq and is a predicted model, not a curated record. NCBI's taxonomy places the organism in Eukaryota, Fungi, Ascomycota, Eurotiomycetes, Eurotiales, Aspergillaceae. Gene Ontology annotation, molecular function: fatty acyl-CoA hydrolase activity. Gene Ontology annotation, cellular component: peroxisomal matrix.